AUGCAAUCCUCCCCAAACAUGCUCACUAAGUUUGAGUCGAAAUCCUCUCGUGCGAAGGGAAUUGCCUUUCACCCCAAGCGCCCAUGGAUUCUCGUGUCUUUACAUUCGUCGACGAUCCAGCUGUGGGACUAUCGCAUGGGAACGCUCAUUGACCGAUUCGAAGAGCACGAUGGCCCUGUUCGAGGCGUUGACUUCCAUCCAACCCAGCCCCUCUUCGUUUCCGGAGGUGACGACUACAAGAUUAAAGUCUGGAAUUACCAGACCCGGAGAUGUCUUUUCACAUUAAACGGCCAUUUGGACUAUGUCAGAACAGUUUUCUUUCAUCCUGAGCUCCCAUGGAUUCUGUCCGCGUCCGACGACCAAACAAUCCGAAUCUGGAACUGGCAAAACAGGUCGCUGAUUUGUACUAUGACGGGCCAUAACCACUAUGUGAUGUGCGCGCAAUUUCACCCGACCGAAGACCUUAUCGCUUCCGCCUCGCUGGACCAAUCUGUUCGUAUCUGGGAUAUCUCGGGUCUCCGAAAGAAGCACUCGGCGCCGACCACCCUGUCCUUUGAGGACCAGAUGGCGCGGUCCAACCCUUCACAGGCCGACAUGUUCGGGAACACUGAUGCGGUCGUGAAAUUCGUGUUGGAAGGUCACGAUCGAGGUGUCAAUUGGGUUGCUUUCCACCCCUCACUGCCCCUGAUCGUCUCGGCAGGUGAUGACCGCCUCAUCAAGCUUUGGAGAAUGAGUGACACCAAGGCAUGGGAAGUCGAUACCUGCCGAGGCCAUUUCCAGAAUGCAUCCGCCUGUCUCUUCCACCCCCACCAAGACCUUAUCCUUUCCGUCGGCGAAGACAAGACAAUCCGUGCUUGGGACCUGAAUAAAAGGACCUCCGUCCAGUCCUUCAAGCGGGAUGUGGAUCGAUUCUGGGUCAUUGCUGCCCACCCCGAAAUCAAUCUGUUUGCAGCCGGCCAUGACACUGGAGUUAUGGUCUUCAAACUCGAGAGGGAACGCCCCGCAUCCGCCGUGUACCAGAGCCAGUUGUUCUAUAUCACAAAGGAGAAACACGUCAAGUCUUUCGACUUUGCGAAGAAUAUUGAAUCUCCAUCCAUGCUGUCGUUGCGGAAAUUGGGAUCUCCUUGGGUGCCUCCCCGCACACUCUCAUACAACCCAGCCGAGCGUGCGGUCCUCGUGACAUCUCCCACUGAUGGAGGCGUGUACGAAUUGAUCAACCUUCCCCGAGAUGCUACUGGAGCUAUUGAACCUACGGAUGUUAAGCGUGGCCAAGCAUCCUCCGCCGUCUUCGUUGCACGCAACAGAUUCGCCGUCUUCAGCCAGGCGAACCAACAGGUGGACAUUAAAGACCUAAGCAAUUCUACCACGAAGUCCAUCAAACCUCCUGCCGGAACAACCGAUAUUUACUUUGGCGGAACCGGUAGUCUUCUUUUCAUCACGCCGACCUCUGUUGUUCUGUUCGAUAUUCAGCAGAAGAAACAAUUGGCAGAGUUAGCCGUGAGCGGUGUCAAGUAUGUUGUGUGGUCAAAUGACGGGCUUUACGCAGCCUUGCUUAGCAAGCACAAUGUUACUAUCGUCACGAAGACCCUGGAGCAAGUGAGCAGCCUACACGAGACAAUUCGUAUCAAGAGCGCUGCUUGGGAUGACGCUGGCGUCCUUCUUUACUCGACCUUGAACCAUGUGAAGUACUCUCUGCUGAAUGGUGACAAUGGUAUCAUCCGGACCCUUGACCAAACGGUCUACUUGGUCAAGGUUAAAGGCCGGAGUGUAUACUGUCUGGAUCGGAACGCCAAGCCAAGGACAUUGGAGAUUGAUCCCACCGAGUAUCGGUUCAAGCUCGCUCUUGUUAAGAGAAACUAUGAUGAGAUGCUCCAGAUCAUCAAGACGUCCAGCCUGGUCGGCCAAAGUAUCAUCUCUUAUCUACAGAAGAAGGGCUACCCCGAAAUUGCACUCCAAUUCGUGCAGGACCCUCAAACACGGUUCGAACUUGCCUUGGAGUGCGGCAACCUGGAUGUUGCUAUUGAAAUGGCCAGGGAACUAGAUCGCCCCAACCUGUGGAGUCGACUCGGCACAGAGGCUUUGGCUCACGGCAACCACCAGAUCGUGGAAAUGGCUUACCAAAAGCAGCGCAAUUUCGAUAAGCUAUCUUUCUUAUACUUGUCCACUGGCGACGAAGAAAAACUCGCAAGAAUGGCGAAGAUUGCAGAGCACCGCGGAGAUUUUACGUCGCGCUUCCAGAACGCCAUUUACCGAGGAGAUGUCGAGGAUAGAAUCCAAAUGUUCAAAGAGGUUGAUCUCUAUCCCCUCGCAUAUCUCACUGCCAAGUCCCAUGGCUUGACCGAGGAAGCGGAAUCCAUUCUCGAGGCGGUCGGCCUAACAGAAGACCAGAUCACUCUCCCGACGAUAGAGGCACCUUCCAAGGCACCGAAAACUAUUGUUCCCACCUACAAGGCAAGCUGGCCCGUCAAGGCUGCUGCACACUCUUCCUUCGAGAAGGCCUUGCUUGGGGAAGUUGGCGCAGGCGAUGAGGAAGCUCCCGAGCUCGGCUUUGAACCCGAGGAAGAGGACGGUGCGGUUACUGCGGGUGAAGCUCUAGAAGAUGAGGAUGAGGAUGCUGCUGGCUGGGAUAUGGGCGAUGAGAUCAACGUCGAGGAGGACGUCGACUUUGUCAAUGUUGACAGCGCUGAAGCAGGCGCUGGCAGCACUGAAGCUGAUCUCUGGGCCCGUAACUCUCCUCUGGCGGCUGACCAUGUUGCUGCUGGCUCUUUUGACACUGCAAUGCAACUCCUUAACCGCCAGGUGGGAGCUGUUCACUUCGCACCUCUCAAGCCUAGGUUCCUCGAUAUCUUCAAAGCGUCCAAAACCUACCUUUCUGCCACCCCCGGCCUUCCUCCUCUUGUCAACUAUGUGCGACGCACUGUUGAUGAAACCGAUAGCCGCAAAGUGUUGCCUGCCAUCCCCAGGGACCUUGAGAUCAUUGCUAGCGUUGACCUGCAAGAGGGCUACGCGGCAAUGAGAGCCAACAAACUGGAGGAUGGUGUUAAGAUCUUCAAGGACAUCUUGCACGCGGUCCUUGUGAACACUGUUUCGUCCGAGGCGGAAGUCGACCAGGCGAAGAAGAUCAUUGAAACUGCUCGAGAAUAUGUACUCGCCAUGUCCAUCGAGCUGGAGCGCCGUUCACUCUCAACAGAGUCUCCAGAAGAUCUGAAGAGAAGCCUCGAGCUUUCCGCUUACUUCACGAUUCCUAAGCUGGAAGUUGCCCACAGGCAACUUGCCCUCAUGGCAGCAAUGAAGCUCGCUUUCGCCAACAAGAACUACUCAUCAGGUCUCAGCUUUGCUAACCGCAUGCUGGCCAACGGUGGAUCUGCCAAGCUUCUGGAUCAGGCAAAGAAGAUCAAGGCUCAGUGUGAGCGUAACCCUCAGGAUAAGAUUGAGAUUGAAUUCGACCAGUUUGCUGAAUUCGAUAUUUGCGCGGCUUCUCACACGCCCAUCUAUAGCGGAUCCCCCAGCGUCUCAGAUCCGUUCACCGGCGCCAAGUAUCAUGAACAGUAUAAGGGCAGUGUGGACCGGAUAUCUGAGGUUACUGAGAUUGGUGCUCCGGCGAGUGGACUGCGGUUGUUUGUUCCCAGCCAAUUUUAA
Messenger RNA from Aspergillus puulaauensis, 3639 nucleotides. Its product is annotated as coatomer subunit alpha. Gene Ontology annotation, molecular function: structural molecule activity; protein binding. Lineage: Eukaryota; Fungi; Ascomycota; Eurotiomycetes; Eurotiales; Aspergillaceae. Bases 1 to 3639 code for a protein of 1212 amino acids. The record is from RefSeq and is a predicted model, not a curated record. The transcript has 8 exons. Gene Ontology annotation, cellular component: COPI vesicle coat. Gene Ontology annotation, biological process: intra-Golgi vesicle-mediated transport; intracellular protein transport; retrograde vesicle-mediated transport, Golgi to endoplasmic reticulum.